AUGAGUGAGACUGCAACUCCCAAUGGAACAUCGCGAAAACGAAAGGAUAUCGAUAUUUCAGAUGAAGGAUUUGAGCCUGCGGUGAAACGCCUGAGGAUUCACGAAACAACCGCGACUCCGAGCGAUCGGGGAGUUGAAGAGGUGGAUGGGGAGGAGGAGGAGGAAGUCAAUGCCCCAGUAGCCAUACGGCAAGAAGCUCCUCCCGAGGGGUUUGACGACCUAUAUCUCGAUACGGUUAAUCGGAAUGUCCUCGAUUUUGAUUUCGAAAAGCUCUGUUCUGUUACCCUUUCGAAUAUCAAUGUCUAUGCCUGCCUAGUCUGCGGGAAAUACUAUCAAGGCCGAGGCCCAAAGUCGCACGCAUAUUUCCACGCGCUCGAGGUCGGGCAUCAUGUAUACAUCAAUAUGCAGACGCAGAAGGUGUACGUUCUACCGGAAGGCUACGAGGUGAAGAACAAGAGCUUAGAUGAUAUCAAGUUCGUCUCUGAUCCGAGGUACACAAAAGAGCAGGUCAUGGCCCUGGACCGCGAGGCAAAGGUAGCCUGGACCCUUGGAGGGAAGGAAUAUGCGCCCGGCUUUGUAGGAAUGAACAAUAUUAAGGACAACGACUACUUCAAUGUCGUAGUGCAGGCCCUAUCACACGUCCCGCCUCUGCGGAAUUACUUCCUACUCGAAGACUUCUCAACCAAACCCGAACUGGUCAAACGACUCUCGAUCCUCAUCCGCAAGAUUUGGAACCCCCGAGCCUUCAAAUCGCACGUUUCACCGCACGAACUCCUCCAAGAGAUCUCUCUUAAAUCGAACAAGAAGUUCACCCUAACCGCACAAUCCGACCCAGUAGAGUUUUUGUCCUGGUUCCUCAACAAUAUCCAUCUCGCGCUUGGGGGUAGCAAGACCAAGCCAGGAAGCAGCAUGGCCCAGCAAUGUUUCCAAGGAAAACUAAAGGUUGAAAGCCAGGCCAUUACGGCCAAAGCCGACGCAGGCGAUCGGUUGCGUUUCGAGGAAGCAGCAGAGGUCAAAAUAGACGUCAAUCGCUUUCUCCUACUAACGCUCGAUCUUCCCUCCGCACCCCUCUUCCAAGAUGAACUAGAACGGAAUAUUAUCCCGCAAGUGCCGCUCACCUCAAUUCUUUCCAAAUAUGAUGGAUUAAAGGCGCAAGAACAUCUUAACCAGCGGAAACGCUAUCGUCUGCUACACCCUCUGCCACCAUACCUUCUCUUCCACGUCAAGCGCUUCUCUAAGAAUAAAUUUGUCGAAGAGCGCAACCCCACAAUCGUCACAUUCGACGCUCGGAAUUUGGAUAUGAGUCCCUAUGUGGAGCCCAACCCGGCGUUCCAUCAGCCUGGGGAGCCAAUAUGGUAUGACCUGGUUGCGAACAUUGUGCAUGAGGCCGUAAGGGGACGGGAGGAUAGUGUCGAGGGCGAAACAGAGAAGCGGACAUGGAAGGUGCAGAUGAGGGAUCGGGGUCGAGACGAGUGGGUGCAGAUCCAAGAUUUGUUUGUGGAGAAGACACAGAAGGAAUUGCUAUACCUUGGGGAGACCUACUUGCAGGUUUGGGAGAAGAGGAGGGAUGGCAAGGGGAAAGGCAAGGGUAAGGCGCAAAAUGGACGGUAG
Venustampulla echinocandica is the source of this 1611-nucleotide messenger RNA. RefSeq names its product Cysteine proteinase. Gene Ontology annotation, biological process: protein deubiquitination; mRNA processing; spliceosomal complex assembly. Gene Ontology annotation, molecular function: cysteine-type deubiquitinase activity; zinc ion binding. The record is from RefSeq and is a predicted model, not a curated record. The transcript has a single exon. The coding region runs from base 1 to 1611 and encodes 536 amino acids. NCBI's taxonomy places the organism in Eukaryota, Fungi, Ascomycota, Leotiomycetes, Helotiales, Pleuroascaceae.